GCCCUCAAAAUGUUCGCGUGGGAGGGGCAACCUCGAUGUAUCGUGUGCCACAGACAUCCAGAUCCAGAUACCGCAGCCAUCCCAGCCAGUUCCAGGUUCAGCAACGAGCCACCCAUAGAAUCCAAGCAUUCAACUCCACUGUGUGAACUAUGUCCCCACUCCGAGCUAUCCGGGCCCGCGACAGCACAUCCAGCACCAUCGGCAAUCAUCAUGACCAGACCACCACCUACCCUCACACAUCACCACUCCACACGCCACCCCACCCCCACAGCACCGUCACCAUCACCACCUCACUCGCCUUACGCUUCACUCAUCCGCGCCCGAAGUAGUCAUCGCACGCAUUUCAUUAUUUCGUAA
Messenger RNA from Paraphaeosphaeria sporulosa, 357 nucleotides. RefSeq lists its product as uncharacterized. Lineage: Eukaryota; Fungi; Ascomycota; Dothideomycetes; Pleosporales; Didymosphaeriaceae. Bases 10 to 357 code for a protein of 115 amino acids. The transcript has a single exon. The record is from RefSeq and is a predicted model, not a curated record.